Messenger RNA from Amblyraja radiata (thorny skate), 2577 nucleotides. It is a transcript of the gene trnau1ap, whose product is annotated as tRNA selenocysteine 1-associated protein 1. Lineage: Eukaryota; Metazoa; Chordata; Chondrichthyes; Rajiformes; Rajidae. Gene Ontology annotation, biological process: selenocysteine incorporation. Gene Ontology annotation, cellular component: nucleus. The record is from RefSeq and is a predicted model, not a curated record. Gene Ontology annotation, molecular function: tRNA binding. The coding region runs from base 216 to 1085 and encodes 289 amino acids. The transcript has 10 exons.
AGUGGAGGCUGGGCUGGGCGGGGCGGGGGGGAGGCGGGCGGGCGGACAGCGUCGCUGAUCGCCGCUCAGGCGGAAGAUCGUGUGGAGGCCGGCUGCCGUCGUCUGUCCGUCUGUCUGUCUGUCUGCCCGUCCCGCGGGGGCUGAGUGAGGAGGGGUGUAUUCGGUCGCCCCGGGAGAGUAGAUUGUGAAGGAGAAGAGCGCGGGGGGCGAGGAAGAUGUCGCGCAGCCUGUGGAUGGGCGAUUUGGAAAAUUAUAUGGAUGAAAAUUUCAUCUCAAGGGCAUUUGCCACAAUGGGUGAAACAGUAAUGAGUGUAAAAAUUAUUCGUAAUCGAGUGACUGGGACACCCGCAGGUUACUGUUUUGUGGAGUUUACAGACCAGGCAACUGCAGAACGAUGCCUGCUUAAAAUCAAUGGAAAAAAACUUCCAGGUGCUUCACCUCAGCCCAGAAGAUUUAAGCUUAACUAUGCCACUUAUGGAAAGCAGCCAGAUAACAGUCCUGAAUACUCAUUGUUUGUUGGAGAUUUAACCGCAGAAGUGGAUGAUGGAAUGCUUUACGAAUUUUUCGUUGAAAAAUAUCCCUCAUGUAGAGGCGGAAAAGUGGUAUUGGACAAUCUAGGAAACUCCAAAGGUUACGGCUUUGUGAAGUUCUCGGAUGAAGCUGAACAGAAGCGAGCACUUGCCGAGUGUCAAGGUGCCAUUGGCAUUGGAGGAAAAGCUUUAAGGCUGAGUGUGGCAAUACCAAAAACAAACCGUGUAGUGAAGCCACCAGACUACAACCAGACAUAUACCUACAACUACAGCCAGUAUUACCAGCCAUACCAGAAUUACUAUACUCACUGGGGAUAUGAUCAGUACACUGGCAGUUAUAGCUACAGUUACCAACAAUAUGGUUAUACACCCAAUACCAUGCAGAAUUACGAAGAAGUUGGAGAUGAUGCUCUGGAAGUGCAUCAUGGGAAUAUGCCUCUACCUGCUCAAGGCCUCUCCUUUCCGGGUAUAUUCCUUCAGCCAGGAGGAUGGGGUGGACAGAGCCAAGGACUUCUCCAUGACUACAAUCACCAGUGCUGUUCCAUGUUCUGCUGACAGGGGCUGUAUUUGCCUCGGCGAGACAAUAUCCAGUUCCUCACAUGGAUGUCGAAGAAGCUAACGCACAAUUCAUGGAACAGAGUGAGGAGUUCUACGACGCACUCAUGAAUUGCCAUUGGCAGCCAUUGGACAGCGUUGCAUCUGAAAUCCCUGCAUCGGCCAUGGCCUAGCAGGUUAACAUUGCUACAAAAAACCAUAAUUCCAGAUAAUCAGUGGGAUGUGUUUAUCCCUUCGCUCUCAUGAUUUUCUGGUUAUGGCAUAAUUCUUGUUUAAUAUGGUUCUUACUGUGACAAAACAAAUGCUGCAUCCUCUUGUUCUGAUUUUGUGCAACGUUUUAAGCAAUCGAUAAUUUCAAAAGAUUUUUUAUUUAAGAAAGUGGAUCUGCUUCCCACAAUGUUAGAGUUAGGGCUGUCCAACUAUUUAAUUCAUAGUUUUGGAAUGUUUUAAAAUAUGAUUUUAAAUAGGAGUAGGUGAGCCUUAGAUGUUACAUGGCGUUUUCAUAACCAUGAGUAGAGGUUCAUAGGUAUUACAUGAAUCAUAACACCAAAGAGUGCCUUAUGAUUCUUUUUUUGCAUAUGUUAUAUUUUUACACAAUGAGUUUAAAGACUAAACAAUUCAAAUACCCACCGUAACAAAGAUUCCUCGCAUUAUGUCUGUAUUUUUGCUUAAGUACAACAUUCGACAAUGCAGAAUUUACAAUGUUAUUAAUAUUCACAUUUAGAGCCUGAUACAGUACUGGUUUAUUCACUACAUUCUUGUGUGUGUGCAUUUAUGUCAUGAAUUUUGAUACUUCUAAUCCUCUGGGGAAUUUUUGUGUUAAAAUCUCCCUAGGCCAGCUGAAAAAAAGGUAUCAUUAUGAUGUAUCAUUGUGAACCUUUGAACAGUAGAGGAUUCGUUUGUGAUUUUAAGAUUCUCAAAACAGGACGUAAUGGUAGUUGUGAUUAAAAAGUGACUGUAGGACAUUGGUACUGGUAUAAUUUCUACUCAAAAGCUACCUCCAAUGCACGGUUGUGAGAUUACACACUUUGAUAAGGCACAGGGUCAGAUUUGCUUUCAGAACUGCAUGGGGCAGACUUUAUCUUUGUCGGAAAAGAGUUGCAGUUCACCCCAGCUAAAGUUACAAUUUAUAGUUUAAAGAAAAUGGUGAGUAAGAUUAAUGAAAAAUAUUUUGUUAAUUCUGCUUGUGCAUCUCACCAUUUUUCAUUCGGGUAUUUUUCCAGCGUUGUUUCCAUGACCUGGUUGCAGUCUCACUACUGAGUAGGACUCAAGGUUUGUAAAUUUAUAAAAAGCUAUGAUAUAGUGGGGACUUAUUUGUUAAUAGAAAAGGUGACAGGCAUUUAUUUAAGGCUAUUAAGUCCUGCUUGCAAGUGUUAAUGUUUACAUUUUCUUAGUUAUGCCUUUGUUAAAUUUCUAAUUUUAUGAUAUCCAGAAGCCCGUGAAAGCAAAUUUAUUUUGUAAAAUAAAAUAAAGGCAUCUUUUUUAAAUGAAA